AUGAAAAGUUUAUCUAACAUGUUUUCAAUUAAUAAUUUGUUUGAAUCGCAACCUCUAGUCAAUAAUUUGAUUGGAGUUGCCCUCUUCUGGCUGGUAAAGUAUUUGUUUAAUACAAUAAAAAGGAUUCGUUCAUUACCAGCUGGUCCUUGGGGUCUUCCCAUUGUUGGUUAUUUACCCUUUCUUGGUGAUCAUGUUUACCUUCAGUUUGACCAAUUGUCUAAAAAGUAUGGACCAGUUUAUAGUUUGAAAUUGGGUUCUUUCGAUGUGGUCUUGGUUUGUGAUUGGCCUCAUCUGAAAGAUGCUACUUCCAAUGAUGCCUUACUUGCUCGACCGCUCAGUUUUUUCCCUGGUACCGUUACUGGACGUUCAUUUGGUGAGAUGUCAGGUAACCCAUGGCGGGAACAUAGACGUUUAUCACUACAUAUUUUACGUGAUGUUGGACUUGGAAAGAGUACCAUUGAAACAUUAGUUAAAGAAGAGAUUGACCAGUUUCUUACAACUUUGGACAAUGAUGGUGAAUCUGUUGAUUUUAAAAAAAAGAUUUCUCGCUCUGUAACAAAUAACGUGUCAAUUUUAUUGUUUGGUCAUAAAUAUGAUUAUGAUGAUCCUGCUGCUAUCGCAAUUUCAGCAUCUAAUGCCGAAAUCGCAAGUAGUUUCAACUUCGCCGGUGUUAUGGCUUUUCUACCCUGGUUGUCUAGCCUUGUGUUUAAAUUUGAAUUGUUCAAUUCAAAUAGGCUGAAAAAGUGCUUUAAAACCGUCGAUUCACAUAUUCAGAAUGAGAUUGUCAAACAUCAGGAAAAAAAUUCGCAAGACGUUGUAGAUUAUAUCGAUGGUUAUCUUGCUGAAAAGAAAAGUAGAGAAGAACGAAACCAAAUCGACGAUAAUUUCUCAAUUGAUGUAUUGAAACGCAAUGCUACUGCAUUCUACGGAGCUGGAAAUGAGACUAUAUCAAGUACAAUGGCAUGGGUAAUGAUAUAUUUAGUCAAAUAUCCAGAGUAUCAAGAUAAAAUACGUUCAGAGAUAGCUGAUGUUAUUGGAUUUGAAAGAAGACCAGAUUAUCUUGAUAGAAUUAGAAUGCCUUUUACAAUGGCUUUCAUUCAUGAAAUACACCGAAUUGGUUCUGUUGUUGCAAAUAAUCUACUCAGGAGAGCUUCAAGUGAUACAAAAAUCGGUAAUUACAAUAUUCCCAAGGAUACUUUGGUUAUCUUCAAUUUCUGGUCAGUCAACCAUGAUCCUAAACUGUGGCCUAAUCCUGAUAAAUUUGAUCCAACUCGUUACCUUGCUGAAGAUGGCAGUAAAGUAGCGAAACCACCUCAUCUUAUACCUUUCAGUGCCGGUAAAAGGAACUGUCCAGGUGAAGGUUUCGCCAAUGUUGAAUUAUUUUUGUAUAUAGUUUGUAUAUUACAAAAAUAUCGUGUCAAAGUUAAACCAGGAACUGAAAUAUCAACUGAAGCAGCUUUUGGUUUAUCAAGAUGUCCAUCCAACCUACCAACUUUAAUCUUUGAGAAAAUAUCCAACUCCAACUGAACUUAAAUAUACAAUAUGUAUGUCAUGUUAGUAUUAAUAUUUUUGUGUGAAAAUGUUUUUUAUUGUGAUUUAACAUUUUUUUAAAUAAUCAUAACUUUCGAAGAAGAACUGAACCGAAACAAAUGGUCAAAAACGGAUAAAUAUCAAUUUCUUCCAAAUUUGAACUCUGUUGGUUUUAGGGACAUAAAAACUUAGUGUAUUAUGAAAGCAGAUUUUUUUCAUGAUUUUCAUUUCAAAUAUGUAACUUUCAGUGAACAACUAGAAAAUGCUCUUAUUUUGAGAAAUAAAAAUUUCUGUUUUGUACAA
This is a messenger RNA of Tetranychus urticae (two-spotted spider mite), 1833 nucleotides long. The record is from RefSeq and is a predicted model, not a curated record. NCBI's taxonomy places the organism in Eukaryota, Metazoa, Arthropoda, Arachnida, Trombidiformes, Tetranychidae.